AUGGCGUGCGCGCUCCACCCAGAUGCUGAGCACUCUAUUGAGGAGUGUGUUGAGUUUGUGGAAAUUCUGCAAGACCUGCUAGAUCAUGGUCUGAUGCAAGUAUGCUACAAGAGUGAGGAGGAAGAAGUAUUUGCACAAACUGGUGAUGAAUCCGGCAUGACUUUACCAGAAGCAUUGGUGAUUCGUUUCACUAGGACUACCCCUAUACCACCAACUCAACGAAGGUCGCCCGUUGUUAUCCGUGUACCAGUCGCUUUUCCUUACAAGAACGAAAAAGCCGUCCCAUGGAGAUAUGGGACACAUGCAUUAGACGAAGCACAAAGCGUUGAUCCUGCCGUCAAAAACAUAUCAGGCAUAGGUGGAAUGACGAGGAGUGGCCGAAUUUUCAGACCACCAGAGUUGGCACGAGAAAGAGCUAGUGAUAAAGAAGCAACGAUGAUCGCGAAGGCAAAAGAAUUCUUAAAGGGGAAGGGUGCACAGACAGAGGAGGUCCCCGACAAGGAAGAGAAGAAAGAAGUGUCUGAAGAAGAGGCUUGUGAAUUUUUAAAAUUCAUACAACAAAGUGAAUAUAAGGUGGUGGAACAGUUAAACCGUAUGCCUGCUCGUAUAUCCUUGUUAUUGCUCAUGCAUUCUGCAUCGCAUAGAAAGUUGUUAAUGAAGAUACUCAGUGAGGCUCACGUAGAGCAAGGUAUUUCGUUGAAUAAAUUCGAGGGUAUUGUUGGCAAUAUUGUUGCUAAUAAUUAUCUCACCUUCACGGAUGAAGAGAUACCUGCUGAGGGAAGAGGGCAUAACAAGGCUUUUCACGUCUCGGUGAAAUGCCUGGAUCAUGUUAUAGAGCGUGUCUUAGUGGACAAUGGUUCCUCUUUGAAUGUCAUGCCGAAAGCAACUUUGGAAAAGCUACCUUGCAAAGGAAUGCAUAUGAAGCCAAGUUCAAUGAUUGUGAGGGCGUUUGAUGGUAGCAAAAGAGAAGUGAUGCGAGAAGUGGAAUUACCAGUGCAAGUUGGCCCGUUUGUCUUUCAAAUAACAUUCCAGGUUAUGGAUAUCUUGCCAGCUUAUAGUUGUCUGUUGGGGCGCCCGUGGAUCCAUUCGGCUGGAGUUGUGCCUUCUACACUACACCAGAAGCUGAAAUAUGUGAUGGGAGAUAAACUGGUGAUAAUAUCAAGAGAAGAGGAUCUUCUUGUGAGUGGGCCAUCAUCCACGCGCUACAUCGAGGCGGCUGAAGAAGCUCUCGAGACAGCCUUCCAAUUGUUGGAGAUUGUGGGAAAUGCUUGUGUGGAGUCGUUUCCAGUAAAUCCUCAUCUAUCAUGUGCUUCUAUUAUGAUGGCCAAAAUUAUCAUGAAAGAGGGCUAUAUAUAUGGUUUGGGCAAAUAUCGGCAGGGGUGA
Messenger RNA from Vigna radiata var. radiata (mung bean), 1383 nucleotides. RefSeq lists its product as uncharacterized. Bases 1 to 1383 code for a protein of 460 amino acids. The transcript has a single exon. The record is from RefSeq and is a predicted model, not a curated record. NCBI's taxonomy places the organism in Eukaryota, Viridiplantae, Streptophyta, Magnoliopsida, Fabales, Fabaceae.